This is a messenger RNA of Clunio marinus, 303 nucleotides long. Lineage: Eukaryota; Metazoa; Arthropoda; Insecta; Diptera; Chironomidae. The record is from the annotation of a GenBank genome assembly.
AUGGAAAUUCAGAGCACACAUAAUAUUAGUCAUACGACACCCUCAACACAAAGCAACAUGUUGAUGCAUGUUUCCGAAGCAUUUAUAAAGUGUUUUAAACUUUAUUCUCAUGUCAUCAAAGUCAUCGCUUCAUGCUUCCACAAUGUAUUUAAAUUUAUGAAUGAAGAGUUGAGAACUAAUUGUGUACUUAAUUCCCAUCGUGAAUUAGCUUAUGAUUUAUGCUUCAAUUUCAAGAUUACAUUGCAUAUUGAAUCGUUAAAUGUAAGCACAUUUUUAUGGAGCGUUUUGACAUGUGCUGGAUGA